AUGGCAAAACUUCAUCUUCUAGUGAUAGCAUUUUCUCUGCUUGCAGGCGCUAUCGAAACACCGCAUCGCCGAACAUACCUCUAUGUCGGAGGCAAUUACACCCUCAACAACGAUGGAGAACACACCUUCACCAACCAGAUGUACGUCGAACGGCUUACUCCUGUCGAUGGCCCGCGUAAAAAGUAUCCGAUUGUGUUUAUCCAUGGAGCCGAUCAAACAGCAACGAACUGGCUGAACAAACCCGACGGAGGCGAAGGAUGGGCAUCUUAUUUUCUCUCCCAAGGCUACGAAUGCUACUUGCUCGAUCACACCUCCCGCGGCAGGAGUCCAUGGGAUAUCAAAAACGGACAGCUGAGGAAAUACAGCGCCGAGCAUCUGCAGAAGUUUUUUACUGCCACGGCGAAAUACAACCUCUGGCCACAGGCGAGUCUUCACACCCAGUGGCCCGGAACGGGUGUUAUGGGCGAUUCCAUAUUCGAUGCGUAUUACGCAUCUACUGUUCCUUCGCUCGCUGAGAACGCUGCUCAAGAGGCCUCCAUGCAGCCUGCUGGCGCUGCAUUGCUAGACGCCAUCGGCAAGCCGGUGAUACUUGUCGCUCAUUCCCAGGGAGGAUCGAUGGCUUGGGUUACGGCGGAUAGGAAACCGGAUCUGGUGCAUUCCAUCGUAUCAAUUGAACCGUCCGGUCCGCCAUUUCAAAAUGCAGUUUUUGGGAGUGGACCAGCCCGUCCGUACGGAUUGACUGAUAUACCGCUCACGUAUUCUCCCGCAGUGACUGAGCCAGACGCGGACUUUGUUAAACAAACGAUCAAAUCCAACUCCAGUGCCACGUCAGAUUGCGUGAUCCAGGCCGAUGACCCUCCGCCUCGACGGCUCGCCAACCUGUCUAAAAUUCGGACAUUGGUCGUUACAAGCGAAGCAUCGUAUCAUGCCACGCACGACUGGUGCACUGCUCGAUUUCUGCAACAAGCCGGAGUUCCAACAACGCACCUGCAGCUAGAGGAGCUCGGCAUCCAUGGCAACGGGCAUAUGAUGUUCCUGGAGAAGAACAGCGACCAAGUGGUCCGAGCGAUACACAAUUGGAUCGAGGAGCCGGUCUCUUCAUGA
Messenger RNA from Aspergillus viridinutans, 1104 nucleotides. Its product is annotated as alpha/beta hydrolase. The record is from RefSeq and is a predicted model, not a curated record. Lineage: Eukaryota; Fungi; Ascomycota; Eurotiomycetes; Eurotiales; Aspergillaceae. The transcript is spliced from 2 exons. The coding region runs from base 1 to 1104 and encodes 367 amino acids.